Molecule: messenger RNA, 678 nt
Organism: Coccidioides immitis RS
Lineage: Eukaryota; Fungi; Ascomycota; Eurotiomycetes; Onygenales; Onygenaceae
Product: mitochondrial 54S ribosomal protein MRPL51
Exons: 3
Coding region: 15-428 (137 amino acids)
Biological process (GO): mitochondrial translation
Cellular component (GO): mitochondrial large ribosomal subunit
Molecular function (GO): structural constituent of ribosome
Source: RefSeq, a predicted model, not a curated record
ACCAGAGUGUCACAAUGCCGAUUCAGGGAGUGAAGGCGUUAGCCACGGGCCGAAACGGCGUGGGCGCAUUUAUCCUACAAUGCAAGCGUCUUGACUUUCACUACUGCGACUGGGCCGGGAGCUCAAAGGGCAUGAACUCCUUCCUCCGCCAUGCUCUCCCCAAAUUCGCCGCAGAGAACCCCCAAAUCGAAAUCCGGAUAUCACCGCGACCGCACAAACACCCUAUCAUCAAAGGCCAUUAUAUUAAUGGCCGCGAGAAAGCCAUCUGCGUCCGAAACCUUGAGAAGGAUCAGAUCCUCCAGAAAGCUACUCUCUUGAAAGAAGCCAGCGGAGAGAAACUGAAGACGGUGAGAAAUCCUGUUUCCAGCACAAACGAGAGCGUCAGAGGUAUUUGGGACCCUUAUCAUGGCGACAUCAAGAUGAUAUGAUGCGCGUGACAGUACUACUUGGAGGUUACAUGUGAACGGCGUAGGAGUUUGGGGAUCAGUUUCAAUGAAGAUUGCCAAUGGGUUUAUUUAUUUAGUGGCAUAUUAUCUAUUAUAAAGAAUCAUCCAUUUGAAAUACUUUGUAUUUCAAUUGUCCGAUCUAUAUUGCAUUCCCUUGUGCCCGAUCCAAUGGUCCUAAUACACUAUAAGCUUAAGCAUGAAUCCCAGGCCAAAAUCCACUGCCAAUGCGAGA